AUGGAAAUCACGAACCCUAAGCAAGAUAGCAAAGUCUGGCCAGGGGAGAGUAACGAGGCUUUUCCGGAGGUAUUCUGCCAUGUCCCUCCUCCCCCGAAAACUAAAAAACCCGGGCAGUUGAGCCAGGAGCAAAUCAAGCAAUUCGUUCAAGAUGGUUAUCUUAUAAUCGACGAUUACUUUGACAAGUCAGAACUUGAACCCGUUAAGGAUUGGAUAGAUGACCUUGUGGAUGACCUUGCCGAACAGUUGUUCAAAGCAGGUAAAAUUAAAGACCUUUACAAGGAUUUCGGGACUUUCAAAAGGCUAACAAGGAUUGAUCAAGACUAUCCAGGUGCAAAUAUUGUCCUCCUUAAAAGGGCCCAACAGGUGCCUAAGAGUUUGCAAAGUUUGUGGGCCAAUGAGCGGUUGUUGAACUUAGCCGAGCAGAUUUUGGGACCUGAAGUGUGGGGGAAUCCGGUGUGGAACCUGAGACCAAAAGUUCCCCGAGAUGAAGUCACUACGGUUCCUUGGCACCAAGACGCCGCUUACAUGGACAAUGAGUCAUAUAGUCAGUUCGUGCUGUCCGCCUGGAUUCCAUUCCUAGAUGCUACUGAAGAAAAUGGUUGUCUGAAGUUUGUAAAAGGAGGGCACAGGAGUGGAAAAGUUGCUAAGCACCAGUGCUGUCACGGGGAUACAUUUUAUGUCAGGCUGGAGAAAGACGAGAUGGAAAGGAAGUUAGGAGUGGAUAUGGCCCGGGACGUGGUUGCAGCUCCUGUAAAAUACGGCGGCUUUGUCUUGUUCAACAACAUCGUACCACAUGGCAGCACAGUGAAUUUCUCGAGCGACAUACGAUGGAGCGUUGACUUACGAUGGCAAAAACCGGGGUCAUCCUUCGGGCUCUGGGGCCUCAAAAAGGGGGUGGAAAUGAGGUCAAGCACAAAUCCCAGCGUCCACAUUGAUUGGGAUACAUUCAACGAGAUAGACAGGACUACACUGCAGGAGCAAUAUGUGAAUGCCAUAAUGGAGGAUGAAUUUGACACGACUCUUCAUGGUCCCUGGAUGAAGCAAUGGGAAAUAGUGCACCACAAUAGACAUACUGCGGCUGUCAGAGAUGACCCAGCUUUUUGGCAGCUUAGGGGCUGACUUCCCUUGACACUCGUGACCAAAGUCAAACGAGACGUCCAACACGGCUGUCCUUAAAAGCCGUUUAGAAAUCAUUGUAAUGAAAUCUUCGGACUGAUAUUUAUGUUUCUGGAUUUUAAGAGAUAUUGUUGAUGUGAAUAUUUAAUUCUUAAAGAAUGUAUUUAUUGUCAAAACUCUAAUAUUGCCCAAUGAAAUUGGAGGAUGUUUUAUGUGGACGUUUGUGAUUACUUGAAUUUACCUUAUAUCAAGCAGUAAUGUAUAAGCAAUGAUUCUUUUAAUGUAUAAGCAAUGAUUCAUUUAAUGUAUAAGCAAUGAUUCAUUUAAUAAUCUUUUCCCGGAUUACUGUUAUGAAGCUUAUUUUGUGUUAUAAUGCAUCCAAAUUUUCCAGAGGAUGUAUAUAUGUCAGGGCAUUAGAGAAUCUUAAUUAUGUGUUAUGGUGAACGAAGAUAAAAAAUGGUAUAAACAAGCUAAAAGUACCCUAUAUAUAGAGAGAGAGAGAGAGAAAAUCUUGUACUUGAAUGUGAUCAAUUAUUCAUACGCGUACGAUUGUAUAUAAUGAUGAAUUGUUGUAUUCCUUUUGCAGUAACAAAGAAUAUUUUUACCUUUGCUUCAAUAUCAAUUCACGGAUUAGUUCACCCGUCUUCCAUUCAGAUAGAAUAUUGAAAACUAUUCCGUGAAAUCCUUUCAGUUCGGAACCUUUUCCUAGAACUAAAUGAAAAGCAGGCUACCUAACCAAGCCAGACAAACGCUGCCUAACUUGGAGUCUUGGAAAGUUCUUUGAGCAGCUAUUGUCUAUAAACAUCUAUUGGAAGAUUAAAAAUUAGGACAUUGUGAUUUUGAUUAGAAUAAACCUUUUAUGCCUUUGUGA
Molecule: messenger RNA, 1990 nt
Organism: Liolophura sinensis
Lineage: Eukaryota; Metazoa; Mollusca; Polyplacophora; Chitonida; Chitonidae
Product: phytanoyl-CoA dioxygenase domain-containing protein 1-like
Exons: 9
Coding region: 1-1122 (373 amino acids)
Source: RefSeq, a predicted model, not a curated record